Messenger RNA from Amphibalanus amphitrite, 8396 nucleotides. Its product is annotated as myoferlin-like. The record is from RefSeq and is a predicted model, not a curated record. The transcript is spliced from 50 exons. Gene Ontology annotation, biological process: plasma membrane organization. Bases 301 to 6852 code for a protein of 2183 amino acids. Lineage: Eukaryota; Metazoa; Arthropoda; Thecostraca; Balanomorpha; Balanidae. Gene Ontology annotation, cellular component: membrane.
UAGACGGACGGUGGCGCUUGGUGGGGAGUGUCGGGGCUGUGAGGGCUUCCCACAGAGGUCCGAACUGUGAGGAUUCUUGUGUGGUGGCAGUGCUAGCUCUGUGAGAGUGUUGACUGUGAUAAAUACUGUGGCGCUCAUUCUAAUCCGCAGUAACACUGCACAUUUGGGAGGAAAUCCCGGGCACGGCUCUCAGGGCGUGACGUCACGGAUCACGUGAUCAACCUCGACCUUUGAUGGCCUCGGGCGUCUGAAUUAUUCUCCGAGAGACUGCCCUUCCAGGGCAAAGUGUAAGCCUUCAACAUGUUGAGGGCCCAUAUCGUCAACGCUUCCAACCUACCCAACAUCGAGAGUCUGGGCAAGAGUGACCCCUAUGUUACCACAGUAUUUCAAGGUGUCAAGCAGAAGACCUCUGUGAAGAAGGGCGACCUCAACCCGGAGUGGGACGAGAAACUCGAAUGGGAGCUCACCGGCAAACCGCCUUCACCGGACGAGAAACUCGAGCUGCUCGUCAAAGACCAUGACACCGUCGGAAGGAACAGACUUCUCGGCAAGACCACCAUCCUGCUCCGUAACCUGAUGAGCAGCGGUCAGAACUCCCAGGAGCUGGAACUGCCUCUGGUGGACGGCAGUGAUCAGCCCACCACGGGAGUUUUGCGCGUCAGGAUGGAGUACACCGCGCCGCGAACGCCGCAGCCCGCGCCGGCCGGCAGCAAAUCGGCCGCUAAUGUGGCCGGGGGAGGCGGAACCAAAGCUCUCAACAGUUACGAGGCCGUUCAGACGACCUCCAGCGGUGACAUUCUGCUUGGCCAGGGUGCUGAGUACAGCGCCGCCCUGGAGGGACUCGGGGUCGGGCCCCGCAGCCGGGACCUGCUGCCCAAUAAGGAGACCAAGUUCCAGAUUCGCGUCAAGGUGGUGGAGGCUCGUGGUCUGAUCGGGGGCGACCUGAACCCCACCUGUCGCGUCUCCCUGGGUAAUGACGGCAAGUCGACCCGGGUACAGAAGGCCACCAGUAACCCGUGGUUCGACGAGAUAUUCUUCUACUACCUGAAGAAGCUGCCCAGUGAAGUGUGGGACACGACGCUGGAGUUCAGGGUAUGCAACUCUCGGAUGCUACGCUCCAAGGUGGUCCUCGGAGUGUUUAAACUGGAUCUGGGAGCCGUGUACGAUCAGCCGCUGCACGCCUUCGUCAACAAGUGGCUGGCACUGACCGCACUGGAUGAGGACUCUAGUGGAGUCAUGGGUUUUCUAAAGGUCAGCAUCGCCAUCAUGGGCCCAAACGACGAGUGUCCGGACCUCAAGGUGACGGGCAACACUGGCGAAGAGGAUGUGGAGAGUAACCUGCUGUUCCCGGCCGGUCUACGGCUCUCUCCGGCUGCCUUCGAGCUCAACGUCUUCCAGGCAGAGGACCUGCCGCGGAUGGACACGGGCGCCAUGAGCACGGUGAAGCGGGUUCUCGGUUUCGGAGAGACCUCCAGCAAACAGCUGGUCGAUCCGUUCCUCAUCUUCAGUUUCGCCGGGAAGGAAGUCCAGACCACGGUGGUGUACAAGUCGGACCACCCCGAGUUCAAGCAGCGACUCUACCUCGGCUUCCAGUUCCCCGCCUUCGCCAACCAGCUCAAACUGGUGCUCAAGGACUGGGACAGAGUGGGUGACUCGGACUCCAUCGGCACGGCGUACCUCCCCCUCGCCUCCAUCAGCGCGGCAGGGGAGGACGGAUUUCUGCCCACCUUCGGCCCGUGCUUCGUCAACUUCUACGGCAGCACCCGAGAGUUCAGCGUGUUCGGGAAGGAUGAUCAGGACAUGCUGGAUGAAGGCGAGGGCGAGGGGUGUGCGUACCGCGGCCGGUGCCUGGUGGCCCUGAGAACCUCGGUCGGCGAGUAUCCCAACGUGGCCUCCGAGCCGCUCGACUUUGAGGAGGGACUCAAAAUCGACUCGUAUCUCCGGCGAAGGAAGUACCUGGUGCACUGCGCAUUCGAGGACGCCACCAUGGUCUCAGAGGUGGACAAGCCGGUAGAGUUCGAGGUGUCGAUGGGCAACUUCGGUAACAAGUUCGAGGACUCUGUGAUGCCCAGUCCUUCCUUCACCCAGCCAACCAACGCUGUGUUCGACGGAUGCCAGUACUAUUUCCUGCCGUGGAAGGGCGCCAAGCCGUGUGUGACGGUUCACUGCCAGUGGGAGGAUAUCUCUCACCGGCUGCAUACGCUCAACAUGCUGCUCAUGACUGCCCGCACGCUGGAGAAGAGCCUCUCCUUCCUGAGAACCAGCAUCCAGGCGGGAAAAACCCAGGAGCAGCUGGCCAUCGAGUUUGUCGGAGUGUGCGACCAACUCCUCCGCAACUGCCGGAUCCCUCUACCCACACCGGAGCUGCACGUGCAGUCGACAAACCUGCUGGAUAACCUGCUGUUCGGCCAGCGGCGCGCGCGGCUGGACAGCAUCAUCAAGGGCGUGCUGGAGCUGAAGGAGACGGCCACUGAUCUGGAGGAGGCCGCCGAACAACUGGACAUGUACGCCGCCACGCUGAGGGACCUGGCCGUCGAGCCCCAAAACUCUAUGCCGGACAUCAUCAUCUGGAUGCUCAGCGGCAAGAAGCGGCUGGCCUACUGCCGUAUCCCGGCGCACACGAUUCUGUUCGCUGGCGACGAGCGGCAGAGUGGCGCCGACUGCGGCCGCCUGCAGACCAUACAGCUCAAAUUCCCAGGCACCAAGAACAAGAGCUGCCGCAUCCCGGCGCUGCUGCGCGUGCGGCUCUGGCUUGGCAAGGAGCAGGAGUCCAAAGCGUGGAUCGAGGGCCACCGCGACGCCGAGACGGUCGUCUACGCCGAGACCUACGAAAAUCAGGCGAGCGUGGCCGGCCACUGGGUCACCAAGGGUCCCACGAUGACCCGACCCAAGUGGUCGGACGCGGGAGGAGACAUGCUACUGCCGCGCGAGAAUUUUGGCGCGCCCGACGGCUGGCGCUUCGCAGGGGACUGGUUCGUCGACCCCGAGCCAAGCCUGUUUUACGAAGCGGACGCCGGCCGGUCGACGUUCCUGGAGGACGUGUUCGAAAACGAGAACCGCCUGCCGGCCGGAGGGUGGAUGCCGGCCCUGACCCAGUGGAGUGACGUCAGAGGUGACCCCAGCCAGCCGAGGGACGAGAUCGCGGCCCCGCGAGGAUGGGAGUGGAACGACGCCUGGACGGUGGACCUGAACCGCGCCGUGGACGAGGAGGGCUGGGAGUACUGCGUCGAGGCUACUCUGGGCGGGUACGGACCGGUGGACAAGCUGUACCACCUGUGCCGCCGCCGGCGCUGGGUCCGGCCCCGCACUCUCGUCCACAAGGUGGCCGCCGAGGACAACGUGGCGGACAAGGAGGGCUGGGAGUACGCUCCGCUGUUCGGCAUGAAGUUCCACGCUAGGGAACGGAAGGUGGACAUGGUGCGGCGGCGCCGCUGGCACCGCAAGCUCGUGCUGGCCACUGAGGGUGUUCCCAAGCUGCCCAUCUUCCACCUGAAGGAUCCUGACUCGGAAGGUGGUAACGCGGUACACCUGAGCUGUCCGAAGAUGUACCUGGUACACACCAUGGACCAGGAGUACCAGCUGAGAGCGUACAUCUACCAGGCGCGAGACCUGCUCGCCGGAGACAAGACAGGGUUCUCAGACCCGUACGCGUGCGUGUCGUUCCUGAACGUGUCGCAGCGCACGGAGCAGGCCAAGGCGACGCUGUGCCCCACGUGGGACCAGACACUGCUGUACGACGACCUCACCAUCCACGGAGACCCCAUGUUCAUCCUGGAGCAGCCGCCCCAGGUGGUCAUCGAGGUGUUCGACCAUGACGCCUAUGGCGAGCCGGAGUUCCUGGGCCGUGCCGUGGCCACGCCCACUGUACACCUGGACCCUAGCAAAGCCAAGCCGCCACCACUCAAAUGGUACCCCUUCACCAAAGGAGACAGGGCGGACGCAGGCGAGCUGCUGGCCUCGUUCGAGCUGUACUGCAAGACCACGGAGCUGCCGUUCCUCCCGCCCACCAAGAAGGGCGGCACGCUGUACUACGUGCCCAGCGGGAUCCGACCCGUACUGCAGAGGACCGCCGUGGAGAUCCUGUGCUGGGGAGUGCGCAACAUGAAGAGUUUCGAGCUACGCUCGGUGCGUAACCCUGCCAUCGAGUUUGAGUGUGCCGGGAAGAUUGUUACCUCCGAGGUCAUGAAGGACGUCAAGCAGCACCCCAACUUCGCCGAACCGUUCCUCUUUAUGGAGAUCAUGCUGCCCAAGGAGCCGCUCUACAUGCCCCCCCUGAACAUCAAGGUGCGGGACCACCGCAGCUUCGGUUCCCGGCCUGUGGUCGGAACUCACGUGGUCAAAUCGCUGCACGAGUACAGCAUCGAGCCACUGAUGGAUGUCAAGUCAAAGCCGGUGCGUCGCCAGUCCACGGUCCACCGUCAGUCCACCGUACCGCGACAAUCAACUGUGAUCGACAUGGAGCCUGCUGUACCCGAGGAACCGGCUGCAGCCGCCGCCGGAGACGCGCCCAACGCGCAGCUGGUCGCCCUCGCCGAGCCUGGCGACACCGAACUGGUGGCAGUCGCCGUCGAGUCUUCAUCCGUCUCCGCCGGCGUCUCGGCCCCCGGCUCCAAUGCGCGUCGAGGUCGAUUCGCCGACCGCCGCUCGAAAAACUUCGACUACCAGCCGCUUUCCGACUUGGAGUCGCAGGUGACUGUCUCCCCCACGGCACCCCCGCGCCGCGGAUCACCGCUGAGAAAAGGCCGAGCGCUGACAUCAACUGAGCCGGAACCCCCGGUGGAGGCUGUAUCGAUACGUGGAAACUUCAGUGGAAGGGAAGGAUUUGCACAUAAGAAGGUGGAGAAGCGACUGCUGGCUGCUGAACCGAGUUUGGCGGCGCAGGAGAGGACUGAGUUUGCACAGAAGCUGGAGCGCCAUGACCCUGAGGCCAGCGACCGCGCCAAAAACAUGGAUUGGUGGAGCAAGUACUACGCGUCAGCGGGAGAGGUCAGAAAGUGCGGCGACUACCUCACGAAAGGGUACGAGAAGCUGGAGAUCUACCCGGUGGAGCUGGAGCGCGUGGCCUGCUUUGGCCAUUUCCGGGACAUUCUGAACACCCUGCCCAUUCUUCGCGGAAAGUCGUCAGAGGAUGAGGAGUCGGCGACUGUUGGAGAGUUCAAAGGCACCAUGCGCGUGUACACCCUGCCGGACGACCCGUCGGUGCCGCUGCCGCCGCGUCAGAUCCGCGGCAUCCCGCCCUCGGCCUCCGAGGAGGUCAUUGUGCGAGUCUACGUCAUCAGGGCGUGGGACCUGUCUCCGCAGGACUCGAGCGGUUUCUCCGACCCGUACCUCCAGGUACAGCUGGGAAAACAGCGGCAGACCACCAAAGACAACUACCGGCCGGCCACCCUGAACCCCAUCUUCGGCAGUUUUAUGGAGUUCACCUGCACCCUUCCCAAGGAGAAGGACCUCACCAUCAGUGUCCUCGACUAUGACGUCAUCAGCAAGGACGACCUGAUUGGUGAGACGGAGAUCGACCUGGAGAAUCGCUACAUGACUAAAUACCGGGCCACGUGCGGUAUUCCGCGAGAGUACCACCUGUCUGGCCCCAACCAGUGGCGUGACUCCCAGACUCCGCGCGAGAUCCUGGAGAACGUCUGUGAGACCAACAACCGCUCCCAGCCGCUGUGGCUCUCCAAGACGGAGGUGGUGAUCGGCAACAAACACUACCGUCUCAGCGAGCUCGAGGACCGUUCGGCGGCCCGUCCGUCCUCGCUGGGUCCCGACGACGAGCGCCUGGCCCUGCUGGUGCUACACACCUUCGACCUGGUGCCGGAACACGUGGAAACACGCCGGCUCUUCAACCCGGCCAUGCCCGACCUCGAGCAGGGAAAGCUGGAGAUGAUGGUGGACAUUUUCCCCAAGACGGCAGGUCCGCCGGGGCCGCCCUUCGACGUCACUCCCAGGGAGCCCAGCAAGUACCAGCUGCGUGUGGUGCUGUACAACGUGAUGGACGUGGUGAUGCAGGAAUACUCUGCCGUCUCCCAGAGCAACAUGUCUGACGUCUACGUCAAGUGCUGGAUCCAGGGGGAUAAGAACGUGCAGAAGACCGAUGUGCACUACAGGUGUAUGGACGGUGAGGCCAUGUUCAACUGGCGAUUCGUGUUCGACAUCAACUACCUGGAGGCAGAGAGGAUGAUCGUCAUCAAGUCCAAGGACCACUUCUGGAGUCUGGCGGAGCGGGAGGAGCACCGUCCUCCCAAACUGAUGUUCCAGAUCUGGGACAACGACCUCAUCAGCAAGGACGACUACAUCGGUGAGAUCGAGCUCGACCUGAACCGGCUGCUCUGCCCGGCGCGCACGGCGGCCGACUGCUCCCUCUCCCAGCUGGACGGAACUCAGCCGGACGAUACGGCUAACAACAACAACGGAGCACUCACGGCACUCACCGACAGUCUGCGCAGGCGCAAAAAGGAGGAGGGGUGUCAGGGCCCGGUGGACAUCUGGACCAAGAAGCGGGUGAUGGGUUUCUGGCCAACGGCCGGAGAGGUGGAUGGAGAGCGUGUCUGUACGGGUAAGCUGGAGAUGGAGAUUGAGGUGCUGACCGCAGAGGAAGCCGAGCAGAGACCGGCCGGGGUGGCCCGAGAAGAGCCCAACACCAACCCCACACUGCCAGAGCCAAACCGGCCCGCCACAUCGUUCCUGUGGUUCAGCUCUCCAUGGAAAUCGUUCAAGCACAUCAUCUGGAAGAAGUACAAGUGGUACAUGAUCACGCUGAUUCUGAUUCUGCUGUUGGCGCUCUUCCUGAUACUGUUCCUCUACAAUGUGCCGGAGGCGGUCGUGGACCAGACCGUGCGGAAUUUGUUCGGCUAAAAACCUCACCUGUCCUGUGCUUCCUUCAUCGGAGGCCACGAUCGACAAGAUAUUCGGCCUGUGAGCUGGCACAACUGUCAGAAGGAGCCGAACAGACCAUCAAGCUAAGAUCAGCCACUGUAAACACAAGCUUCGAACAGGCCGGCAGUUGACGGGGACAGUGUCGAUGAACAGACCGUCAACCUACAUCAGCAGCUGCCAACGCGGCCUUCCAACAGACUAUGUACUUACAAUAGCAACUGUUGACACGGACAUCGAACAAUCUACUAACACCAGCAGCAGUUGAACUUUGAACAGACUUUCAACUUAUAGCAGCAACUGUCUGACACAGGAAGAUGCGAGUUGAACUGUGGAUCCUAUAUGUGAAAUGAAUGUGUUUUUAUGAACACCUUUCUACCACGGAGCGGGAGCGAAAAACGUGCGCCGCGAUCCGCACGUGAGCAGAAAACAGCGCCUGCCUUCAGCGCGCAAAACUGGGAAAGUUUGCCAUCGUUAGGUUGUUUGAACUGAAGCUGGUAUAUUUACCAGUAAAAGUCGGACUAGACUAGUCAAACUUUUCGUGGUGGUGGUACCGUAUUUUCUAGAUUGAAUGCUGCCUUGGCCUUUCGCUUGAGAGGCGUCUUUUAGGGUUGCCAGGUGCUGAAAACUGUUGCGACCAGGGCCAUGAAAUUAUUUAUCAGUGUCUGUGACGAAGAUUGGUUGUUGGAGAAGGGGAAGACCACAAUAUCUAGUGAUUGUCCGGAAAAUGUUCGUGAUUUCGAGUUGCCUUCAAAGUGGAUACGUAUGAAUGUUCCUCUGAUAAAUUGCGGUCUUUAUGGGUCUAGGGAGCUUGCAGUUGCAACCAUUAUUCUCGCAUUUUGUCAGUCGUGCUGAAUGACCCAUAUUACUAGCAGCUGAAGCGAUUUCUGUUUGGCAGCCAAACGCACUGACUCGUGUAGCCUGCUUCUGUUGUAUUUUCUUCGAAUCCUCCGAUGUAACAAUAGAAUCACACUGUUUUUCUUCUCGGUAAUGUGCUUGGUUAUGCAGAAGAUUUACGCAGAGAAUUGUGGUGAGUGGCGUCUCCCAUAUAUGUAGAGCUUUUGUGAUCCAUAUUUCUGCUUCGCUCUUUUUGCGAAGUGUUUUACUGUGCCUUCCGCGUGUGAAUGCCUUUGUCUGUACUCCUUUGUUUUCCCCUUCCACACACCUAUUGAUUUCGAAAUAAUUUCGAAGACGUCUUCAUAACGAGGUUGUGGCCGUAGAAAUGUGAACUAUUGUUAGAAAAUGCGUGUCCUAUGCGCCACACCUACAUGACUAAUUAUUUAUUAGGCAAUACUGAGCUUUGCUUACGCUUUGUGAUUUACGUGUACCCGGACUUGACAAUAUACGAUCGCAGUAUCUUAACGAAACAAUAGGAAGUGCUUGAGGCUAUCAGCAAUAAUGUUUUGUCGGUGCCCUAGGCGCGUCUCCUCGCGUCUGUUGUUACAUGUACCGCUAGUGUCCGAGAUUACUGAACCGUUUUCACAAUUUUUGUAUGCUUGAAUUCGUUAAUAAAAUACUUAUACCUA